Molecule: messenger RNA, 567 nt
Organism: Monosiga brevicollis MX1
Lineage: Eukaryota; Choanoflagellata; Craspedida; Salpingoecidae
Exons: 3
Coding region: 1-567 (188 amino acids)
Source: RefSeq, a predicted model, not a curated record
AUGUCAGCAAAAGUCGGCAAAAGGUCAAAAAGUCAAACAAAACGUGUGUGUGCGCGUGUCUCGUCUCUCUCUCUCUCUCUCUCUCUCUCUCUCUCUCUCUCUCUCCCUCUCUCUCUCUCUCUCUAUCUUUUUCAUUCUCGUCUCUUUCUGUCUUCGCUGCGAAGCUGCAGGAGCAUGUCGCGAAAAAUUGCACAUCAGGCCCUGGCCUUGCUCCAGGGCCCGGCUGUGACGGCCGCAAGCGAAACGAAGGGUCGUGGUAAACGUCGUCCCAAGAACAAGCGACCCAAGCUCGAGGAAGACCGCAUGAUGGCCAAGCUUGGCGGCUUCCUCAUCCUCAGACCUCUGACGCGAAUAGAGCAACUAGCAACGCUGGAACGACCUGAUCAUACAGCCUCCAACAUGGCUGCCCUCCGCGGCAUCAAAACCGAGCGUACACACCUCCGCAAGCUCAUGGCCGAACGCGUGGCCAAAAAGCCCAAGAAGAAGAGCAAGCCCAAGACGGCGCAGGAGCAGCAGGCGCUGGAAGAUGCCGAGUAUGCCAAAUACAGCGUCUUUGGCUCGGCAUGA